AUGUCCAACAAAACCACUGUGUCCGAUUUUCUGCUCCUGGAAUUCUCAGAGGUUCGGGAACUGCAGUUUCUACACUUCAUUGCUUUUCUGAUGGUGUACUUGGCCACGGUGACAGGGAACCUCCUCGUCAUCUUUUCAAUAGCCUUAGACCACCACCUGCACACCCCCAUGUACUUCUUAUUGAUGAACUUGGCCAUGCAGGACCUUGGUCAAAUUUCAGUCACUGUCCCCAAAUCCAUGAUCAAUUCCCUCCUGAAUACCAGGCACAUUUCAUAUUCAGGGUGUGUUGCUCAAGUCUUUUUCUUUCAUUCCUUCGCAGCAUCCGAUUUCUGUGUCCUCACAGUCAUGGCAUAUGACCGGUAUAUGGCCAUUUGCAAUCCAUUACAUUAUGAGAUGAUAAUAAAUAGGCAUGUCUGCAGUGAAAUGAUUGUUGGUGUAUGGGUCGCCGGUUUUCUGUAUGCUGGAUGGCACACCAGUGGGACUUUCGCAACCCAUUUCUGUUCUAACGUUGUUAAUCAAUUUUUUUGUGAUAUCCCACAGCUUAUAAAAUUGACUUGUUCUGAACUAAAUCUAAUUGAAAUGACUACUGUUGGGAUUGGAAUUUUCCUUGGCCUGGGCUGUUUUGUGUAUAUCCUUGUAACUUACAUACACAUUUUCACUACUGUGCUAAGAUUGUCUUCAAUGAAGGAACGGCAAAAGGCUUUCUCCACUUGCAUUCCCCAUCUCAUUGUCUGCUCCACAUUUUUAUUCACUGCAUGCUUUGCCUAUCUGAAGCCUGUCUCUAACACUCCAUCACAGCUGGAUUUGGUAUUUGCUGUAAUCUAUUCCUUGGUUCCACCCAUGUUGAAUCCUGUGAUUUACAGUAUAAGAAACAAGGAGAUCAAAAAAGCCAUGGCAAAAGUUUUGGGUUUUAGGUCCUUUUCAACCAGCACAUGA
This is a messenger RNA of Gekko japonicus, 936 nucleotides long. RefSeq names its product olfactory receptor 14I1-like. The coding region runs from base 1 to 936 and encodes 311 amino acids. The transcript has a single exon. Lineage: Eukaryota; Metazoa; Chordata; Lepidosauria; Squamata; Gekkonidae. Gene Ontology annotation, molecular function: olfactory receptor activity; G protein-coupled receptor activity. Gene Ontology annotation, biological process: G protein-coupled receptor signaling pathway. The record is from RefSeq and is a predicted model, not a curated record. Gene Ontology annotation, cellular component: membrane.